GUCCGUGAGAAAACAGGAUACGACCAUGCAUUUAAGUAUUUAAGCAUUUGAACUCUCCACUCUUUGCAUCUAUUCAUUUAACGCUAUGUCCCUCCGCAAGAGGCUGAGAAAUCUUGGGCACAAUCUCAAGGACAAAGCCUCGGUGAUCGCAGCAUCACUCUCUCUCAAGCGCCACGUGUCCUCCGUCCGCAUCCAUGUCCUCCACGCCACCACCCACCGCCUCUCUGCUCCGCCAUCCACGUCGCAAAUCGCCGCCGUUCUCUCCGCCGGAAAAGGCUCCUAUCUCCUGUCACGCACCUGCAUAGACACCAUCAUGGACCGCCUCCACAGAACCCGAAGCGCCACGGUGGCACUCAAAUGCCUCUUCACUCUUCACAACAUCGUAUCCGAGAGAAAGGGACCCUUAACGUUGAAGGACAACCUCUCCCACUACCCUUCGAACGGAGGACGCAACGCCCUUAACGUUUCCACCUUCCGCGACGACACGGACGUUGAAACCAUGGAGCUCAGCGCGUGGGUUCGAUGGUACGCUAAUGUUCUCGAACAUGUCUUAACCGUUUCGCGCGUUUUAGGUUAUUAUCUAAUAAACUCGAAUGACGGCACCAGAGAGGUUUUUUCGAGUGUCGAGUUGUUUCGUGAAAUACGAGGUCUCGUGGAUUUUGUUGAGCAAGUGAGCCACGCGCCUGAGUCGCUGCAUCUCCAAAAAAUUGAGUUGGUGUUCAACGUUGUGAGAUUGGUGUGUGAGGAUUACGGGCGCGUGCAACGCGAGAUUUUGCGGCGCGUGGAGGAGGGUGGAAAUAGGGUGGAGGAUUUGGAUGUUGGAGAGUUGAGGGAAUUUGUGAGGUGUAUGAAGAGAUUGGAGGGGUGUAGGGAGAAAUUGGUGGUUUUGUUUGUGAAUAGGAAGCGAAACGAUGCGUUUUGGGAUUUGAUUGGAAAGGUUAAGUAUAAGGGGGUGGAGGUGAUGGAGGAGAUGGAGGGGAAGUGGUUGAUGGUAGUGAAAAAGGGCAUGAACGAGUUGGCUGAGUCGACUCGGUUCGCUAACCCAUUUCUUGAGCCUGGGGAGUUUAUGUAUUCCGGUCCCACCGGGUGGCGCGUGGCCACGUGUCAACCUGUUCCAACGGUGGGAUGACAAUUUCCAACGGUCUUUGUCUAUAAGGUGUCAUUUGUUUGUUUUUCCUUUUUCGUUCUUGGUUCUUCUUUUUUAUUUUGUGACUUUUUUCCGCCGGUUUGUACAUAGUUUAAGAGAGAAAAGAGAGAGAUAUACUUGUAUAUGAGAAAGAGAUUUCUACCUAGAGAGAAAGAGAAUUUGUUUAAUUUUGAUUUUUAAAACUUACUAUCGGAUGGGAUGUUAUAACUGUAAAAGAUUCUCCAAUAGAGGGUCCAAGGCUAGGAAAUUAAGGAGAGGAAAUUUCGUUACAAGUUCUUCUUUUGUAUAGAAUGAUUUUUUCAUGAUUAAUCUUGAUUGUAAAAUUAAGGGUGACUUUUUCGUCUAUUACUUAAUCGUGUCAUAUGUGUUGCAAUGA
Molecule: messenger RNA, 1523 nt
Organism: Glycine soja
Lineage: Eukaryota; Viridiplantae; Streptophyta; Magnoliopsida; Fabales; Fabaceae
Product: putative clathrin assembly protein At4g40080
Exons: 1
Coding region: 86-1129 (347 amino acids)
Biological process (GO): clathrin coat assembly; clathrin-dependent endocytosis; vesicle budding from membrane
Cellular component (GO): clathrin-coated vesicle; clathrin-coated pit
Molecular function (GO): 1-phosphatidylinositol binding; phosphatidylinositol-4,5-bisphosphate binding; SNARE binding
Source: RefSeq, a predicted model, not a curated record